This is a messenger RNA of Cladocopium goreaui, 3319 nucleotides long. The record is from the annotation of a GenBank genome assembly. NCBI's taxonomy places the organism in Eukaryota, Dinophyceae, Suessiales, Symbiodiniaceae.
AAUCCACAAAAACACCCCGAGCACCGGUUGAAGCGGUUGAACUUGAGCAACUCAGAUCCCAGAUUUUUGGCCCGGACAGGGCUGACAGAUGGAAGGUUCCAUGGAUCCACAGGAGAAGGCGGCCCUCAUGGCCACGGUGAAGCGUUUGAAGGUGAUUCUGGACAACAGUGCGACCAAAGACCGAGAUCAGGUUCUGGUCGCCCUGGAUCAGUUGCAGUCCUUGAAAAGUCUUCCAACCGACGUCUUAAAAGAGACCUUGAUUGGUAAAUCGCUCCAUGGCAUGGCGAAAUCCGUGGAGGACCCGGAGAUCCGAAGCAAAGCAAAGACCUUGGAAUUGGCCUGGAGGCAAGACUUCAAAAAACGAAAAGCUUCCACAGAUGAGUUGCAACUGAGGCGCUGCAACUCCAAUGUCAGCGAGGGCACUUCGCCAGGUCUGUCUUUGGCCUCCAGGUCCUUUUCACAGGACCUGGAAUCGGAAGCGAUGGUAUCUGGAUCCGAGGCACGUCCUUUGGAACGGGCGACCUCGAACGUGUCAGUAGCGUCUGCUGCUUCUGCUGCUGCUUCGCAGGGGGAUGCCAAGAAGGAUGACGCUUACAGAGACAAGGUACGUGCCAAGUUGAUGGAAGCCCUUGGGAAAGAUGACUUCGAAGAGGUUGCAGGUGAAGGUGAGACCAGAGAUGGGAUGCGGGACCCAGUGAAGCUGGCGGAAGAAAUCGAGGAGGUGCCCAGUGUUUGGCCCCGUGGACAGGGAGCUUUUUUGCAAUUGCUCCUGGAGAAUGCUAGCAACAAACUGCAGGCCUUCGGACAGUAUUUGGCUUCAUUCUUAGGCAGGGCCAAAUUCCUGAACGUGAAGUAUUCAGUGAGGAGCUGUGAGCACUUAGCUUUGUUUGGCAACACCUGGCUUCAGGAGCUGGAGGUUGGCCACGGGAUUCGGGAACAGAUCGGAGUAUCUACCAGAGAAGACGUGCUGAAGUUGAUGGCUUCUUUGGUUCAGGCUUUUUGCUAUAUCAUCGUUUGGCAUGUAGAGGGUUUUAGGGAAGAGACAGAUGAGAACGGCGUGAAUGGUUUGGACAAAGUAUUGCCAGACCUAGGACAGCCCAUGGACAAAACAGCUAUGACACAAGUGCUCACCAGCCGUUACAUGCCCUUUUCUCUCAUGCGACGCCCUGUCGCGAAGGAGUUCUGUCGGGCAAUCAGGCAGACCAGACCAAAGCUAGCGGAGGUCCUGCAGCAGCAACUGUACAACGUACCGCCCGUUGCAGAGGAAGAUGAGAUGCUGUUGAAAGGAACUGGAUAUUUUCCAUUUGAUCCGUUCCUGCUGGCUCAUUCCAAUAUCUUUCUGAUGGGCAUCUACCAGAGCUGGCAACGCGGCGAUGAUGGCUUUGAUGAGGAGUCAGACAGGGAGGCUGAAAACUACCUGAAGGCUCGCAACAGGGCAGAAUCUUCAAGACCUUCAGACAGUGCGUCGGACAUGGAGGAUGACCAGGAUGAUUUCACUGAUGAAGCGGACGUGGCGAGUCGAGGCUUCACUCCCCAGGUGGGACCAUCUCCGGCAUUUCGACCUGAUGCUGAUAUGGUCAUGCUGCCUUCCCUGUGCGGCUGUGGCAAAGCUUUGCAGAAGCGCUUGGACUUCAUGUCGACGGCUCUGGCACGUCUGGACACCUCAGCUGUCAACGCCGACAAUGCGUCAGGCGAGACUCCAGGCAUUGAUCAGGAGACUUCUCAGCCACCCGAGGUGGCAGAGGAGGUUCCAGGGCGAUGCUGCCGGAUCUGUUUGGAGGAAGGAGGAGAUCUUCUGAGUCCGUGCGUGUGUCGUGGCUCCGCCAAGUACGUUCACAUCGAUUGCAUCGAAGCUGCUUUUCGAGCACGUGGCUAUUUGUUGGAUUUGGCCUGCCCGACAUGCAAGCAUCACUAUGAAGGACCAGCAGCAGUCCGCAUGGGUGCUGUGGCGCUCAGUGAGUUGCAAACCCGCUACGGGGAAGAACACGCAAUGGUUGGAGCUGCCUUGCACAAUCUCGGCGUGGCGUAUGGUCUUUGCGGAGAUGCAGCGCAAGAGCGGCUUCAUCUGGAGAAGGCCUUGGAAAUCCAGGAACGAGAGUUUGGGCCUGACCACUGCGAUGUGGCCACCACGCUCUCAAAUCUGGGCAAUGCCUACGAUCGCUUGGGAAACAUCCAAAAGCAGAAAGAACUUUUGGAGAGGGCCCUGGACAUCAAUGAACGAGAGUAUGGUCCAGAUCAUCAUGUCGUGGCAACCACCUUGGUGAACCUGGGCAGCGUUUAUGGAAGGCUGGGCGAGCACGAGACGCAACGCGACAUCUUGGAGCGCGCCUUGGGGAUUAUGGAAGCGGAGUUUGGGGCCAACAGUCACAAGGUGUCCGCCAGCCUGGUGAACCUGAGCCUUGCCUACGGCGCUUUGGGGGACGUCAAGGGACAGCGUGACCUCCUGGAGCGGGCUUUGAAGAUCAACGAGCAGGAGUAUGGUCAUGACCAUCGAGCUGUGGCCAACACCCUCCUGAAUCUAGGCAAUGUCUAUGGCUGCCUGGGUGAUGUUGGGGCCAAGCGAGAUUUUCUGGAACGAUCGUUGAAGAUUAAGCAACGCGAGUUCGGACCCGAGCAUGCUGAAGUAGCGAAAGCCUUGGUGAGCCUUGGCAACGCCUACGGCGAUUUGGGGAACGUCUAUCACCAGAAGGAGCUCCUCGAGAAGGCUCUCAACAUCCAGGAGAGACACUUUGGUUCAGACCACUGGGAGCUGCUCAGUUCCUUGACUGGCUUGAGUAUGGUCUAUGACCGUUUGCGCGAUUUCCACCGCAAGAAGGAGCUGCUGGAGAAGUCCGUCAGCAUCAUGGAGCGAAGCUUCGGCAUCGAACACUACAACGUGGGUGUGAUCUUGGCUGCCUUGGCACAGACCUGUGGUGAUUUGGGAGACUUCAAACGAAAGAAGGUACUCCUGCAACGUUCGGUGAGAAUCAUGGAGCUGAAAUUUGGGCAACAGCAUCGAAAUGUGGCCGUUUACUUGGUGGAGAUUGCCCACACUUGUGAAAAGUUGGGUGAGAUCGAGACUCGUGACAAGCUUCUGUUGCGAGCUGGUCAAAUUGAGGAGUCUGAGAAGAAACGAGCCUCGCUCGAGAGUCAAGUUGGACUGACAGGUCGCAUUCGCGCGAGACUUCGGUGGAUCUUGCAGUGUCCUCUCCGUGCCCCCCGCUCCGGAUCAGCCGUGAUGGCGAAGUGUCCGAAACGAUGUCGUCAACAGCCGACAGAAGAUGAGUGGUGAAAUGUAAUGAAUUCCAUGGUCUUCAUAUCACCUGAUCGUUUUGUUACC